Anolis carolinensis (green anole) is the source of this 1763-nucleotide messenger RNA. RefSeq names its product interferon beta-like. The record is from RefSeq and is a predicted model, not a curated record. Gene Ontology annotation, cellular component: extracellular region. Gene Ontology annotation, biological process: defense response. Lineage: Eukaryota; Metazoa; Chordata; Lepidosauria; Squamata; Anolidae. The transcript is spliced from 3 exons. The coding region runs from base 409 to 1254 and encodes 281 amino acids. Gene Ontology annotation, molecular function: cytokine receptor binding.
UCUUGUCUGAUGCUCUCAGUUGUGUGGAGAGUGCCUUGAAAUAUUAGCACUACUGUUUUGGGAAUGAGAAAAAAGACCAGUCGCAACAGAGGACAUUCUUAUCCCUCAGGAAAAAAAAUACCACUGCAAAUCAGUAAAGUAAAAAAGUGAAUUGUAUAAUAACCAAACCAACCAUUUAUGCUUCAUUGCUGAGAGCACAGAGCGGCACUUCAAGUUGUUCAACAUGGACCAGUAAAGAAUAUCAAGUGAGUUAUUCCAAUGGUUUAUCAUUGGGAAGAAGUCUGAUUUCCAUCAUCUUAAGAUCAGUUCACCAAAUAGUUGGCUUUUAUCUGAGAAAAGUGAAAGUAGAAGAAGACUAUAAACUGGAGGGGGGGGAAAUCCAGUUUCUUAACAGUGAAUAGGAAACACAUGGCUCAACAAUGCAGCAGACACCAAGAGAUCUACCCCAAGAACUCAUUUUCCAGGUUCUGCAAUCCAGAAAAUGACUCCAUUCCUUCCAUGUCCAUCAUAAACAUCAAGAGAUGGCUCCUAGCCUUCUGCCUCUUGAUGUCCUUCAGAGAAAUUUUGUCUCAGGAUUGUAACGAUCUCCGCCAUGAACUAAAUGGAGCCAACAAAGCAAACUUGGAACUUCUGAACGUCAAAAUGGGAUCAACCAUUCCCCUGCAAUGUGUAGAUGAUGUAAUCAAUUUCUCAUCCAAACCCAAUGAAGAGAGUCUCCCAAGCAUUUAUGAUUUCGAAGAGGAAAAUGCCACAGUGGCCAUAGAUGAAAUCCUCCAACAGAUAAGUUACCUCUUCAACCAAAACCAUACCAAAUUGUCCUGGGAUGAGAACUCCAUUGCCACUUUCAAACUUGGAGUGGACAAUGAAAUCAAGAAAUUGACACCGUGCUUGAGUGACAGCAUAGAUGAGUUGAGAGAUAAAGUGAGAAAAUACUUUGAACGAAUCAAUAACCUCCUGAAAGAAAAGGAAUAUAACCUGUGUGCCUGGGAGAUUGUUCAAAUGGAAGUUAGGCAGUGCUUAAUAGUGGUUGAUCAACUCAUCUCAAGGAUCCCCAAAAAAGCUCCUGUUAUAAUAUUGGAGGUGAAUGAGACAGAUACUCAGCCAGCAAAAGAGACUCCCGCGCCAUGUACUGCACAAGCAGGCUCAAAUGCAGAGACCAACCAGGAGGUUCAGCUAGAGUUACCUGCAGUCUUAGAUACAGUGAUGCAACAGCGACAGCUGAAUGAACGUACCAACAUGAAGGCGCCGACCUGAUCAUCCAGCUUUCACCAGUGUUCUUCCCGUGGCAUAGCUCUAGGGAGACAAAUCUUUCCACUUCACCUGUUACAAUUGUUUUACUAAGUUGAAAAUACUGUCAUCGAAUUCUGAAAAAUGCAAUGCUACACUGAAGCCCUAGACAUAAAAUAGACAAAAAUACAAUAUACUAGAGAAAGACCAAAGAUAUGAUCUUUCACCAUUUUUUACAAGCAUGCUUUAAACUGCGACUGAAUCCCGUUUGCCUUGAACGUAGCCAACAUGUUCAGUCCCUCAGAGUUGUCAGCUGUAAGGUUGCAUCCACUUAAGCCCAACAAAUAUAAUAUAAUUGAUUCCAAAGGUCUGUAUCUGUCAAAAGGGCUGUAAGCUUUAUUCAUAUUGUCAGUCAACCUGAAUAUGUGAAGUUGUUUAAUGCCCUUGUUUAAUCUCAUUUAUUUUUUGUCUUCCUUUAAAUAUUGCUUCUGCCAAAUAUUAAAAUGACAUUUUUAUUAAAAACUUUCCUAACUGUA